Messenger RNA from Mucor velutinosus, 621 nucleotides. RefSeq lists its product as uncharacterized. The transcript is spliced from 3 exons. Lineage: Eukaryota; Fungi; Mucoromycota; Mucoromycetes; Mucorales; Mucoraceae. Gene Ontology annotation, biological process: protein import into nucleus. The record is from RefSeq and is a predicted model, not a curated record. The coding region runs from base 1 to 621 and encodes 206 amino acids. Gene Ontology annotation, cellular component: nucleus; cytoplasm.
AUGAUUAAAAGUAUAAUUGCAAACAGCCUUGCGAAGCAUGGGCCACCAUCAGUGAUAGAAAACUUGGAUUGCAGCCAGUUUACUUCUUGCGGUGCUUGCAUUGCACAAGAAGGCUGUGGAUUUUGUGGAAACAUAAAUAGCUGUGUCAGUGGUGGAUGGUUUGGAGCAUUGGAUAAAUCAAAUUGUGGAUUAAAUGACUAUUACUUUCAUCAGUGCCAUAUGUCAACAUUACCACUGGGGAUUAUAUCCAUCGUAUUGAUAUCAAUCAUUGUUAUAGCAGCACUAAUUGGAUUGUCAGUUUUGUGUUGCUGUUUCUGUUGCAAAUGCUGCCAAGGAGAGGAGGCCGAGGAUGAGGAUGAGGAUAGACCGCUGUUGGGGUCCAAAUAUCUGAGACGAUCAUCGACCUACUAUCAGUGGAACAGACAGCCAGUUGUCGCCAAUAAAGCAGAGGACACAAAAAAUACCAACAAGCUCAUAUCACAAUCAUCAUCAUCUAGGCCAGUGGAUCAAGUGGGAGAUGCAGCAUCGCCUAAUUCGUCUACAAUAGCAGAGAAUUGGGAAGAUCGACGUACGGCGUUACUAAAGAAAUACGGACGGGAGCCUAGCUCAACAGACGAGUAG